AUGCAGGCCAAGGGCGAAGCCGCAAUGCGCGACUUGAUCGCUGAGCUGCACGCGAUGCAGUCCCCCUACACGGUGCAGCGCUUCAUCAGCAGCGGCAGCUACGGCGCGGUGUGCGCCGGUGUCGAUAGCGAGGGCAUUCCGGUCGCCAUCAAGCGCGUAUUCAACACCGUCUCGGAUGGCCGCACGGUCAACAUUCUGUCGGACUCGUUCCUCUGCAAGCGCGUGCUACGCGAGAUUCGCUUGCUCAACCACUUUCACCACCCGAACAUCCUAGGCUUGCGUGACAUCUUCGUGCACUUCGAGGAGCCGGCGAUGCACAAGCUGUACCUCGUGACGGAGCUGAUGCGGACGGACCUGGCGCAGGUGAUCCACGAUCAGCGCAUUGUCAUCUCGCCACAGCACAUUCAGUAUUUCAUGUACCACAUCCUGCUUGGCCUGCACGUGCUGCACGAAGCCGGCGUCGUUCACCGCGACCUGCACCCCGGCAACAUCCUGCUAGCAGACAACAACGACAUCACCAUCUGUGACUUCAACCUCGCGCGCGAGGACACGGCGGAUGCGAACAAGACGCACUACGUGACGCACCGCUGGUACCGUGCGCCGGAGCUGGUCAUGCAGUUCAAGGGCUUCACGAAGCUGGUGGACAUGUGGUCGGCGGGCUGCGUUAUGGCGGAGAUGUUCAAUCGAAAGGCGCUUUUUCGCGGCUCCACUUUCUACAACCAGCUAAACAAGAUCGUGGAGGUGGUCGGCACACCCAAGAUAGAGGACGUGGUCAUGUUCAGCUCACCCAGCGCCCGCGAUUACCUGCGCAACUCGCUGUCAAACGUGCCUGCCCGGGCGUGGACGGCUGUUGUGCCCACGGCCGACCCGGUCGCGCUUGACCUCAUCGCGAAGAUGCUCGAGUUUAACCCUCAAAGGCGCAUCAACACGGAGCAGGCGCUCCGCCACCCGUACUUCGAGUCGCUCUUCGACCCGCUGGACCUCACGGAGGGGCUGAGCGAGCGCUUCCAUCUCGACGAGUCCGUGACGGAUGUGGGGGACAUGCACAAGAUGUUUAAUGCCGAGGUGGUGCGCUUCAACGACCUGCGAGAGAGACGCGAGGAGGUGGCCCGCGAGCGUGCCAUGGCGGCGCAGCAACAGGGCGAACAGGUGCUCGGUACCGACCACAUGCCUCGAACGCACAGCCUCAUGGAGUUAGCAGGUAGCGUGCCGGCCCCGUCGUGA
This is a messenger RNA of Leishmania mexicana MHOM/GT/2001/U1103, 1224 nucleotides long. RefSeq names its product map kinase-like protein. Bases 1 to 1224 code for a protein of 407 amino acids. The record is from RefSeq and is a predicted model, not a curated record. Gene Ontology annotation, cellular component: cytoplasm; nucleus. NCBI's taxonomy places the organism in Eukaryota, Euglenozoa, Kinetoplastea, Trypanosomatida, Trypanosomatidae. Gene Ontology annotation, biological process: intracellular signal transduction; protein phosphorylation. Gene Ontology annotation, molecular function: ATP binding; MAP kinase activity. The transcript has a single exon.